Molecule: messenger RNA, 1091 nt
Organism: Hyaloscypha bicolor E
Lineage: Eukaryota; Fungi; Ascomycota; Leotiomycetes; Helotiales; Hyaloscyphaceae
Exons: 2
Coding region: 441-1058 (205 amino acids)
Source: RefSeq, a predicted model, not a curated record
UGCUGAUUGAUUGAAUCUCGACCAAAAGCUCCAAAUGUACUAGUGCCCAGUCCAAAAAGCCCAUGCAUAACCCGUGCACACCCCUGCCAGCAGCUGAUCCGUCCAGACGCAAAGGACUUUUGGGCCCCUGUCCUCCGCCCGACAGCCCUGCGAGGAAAAAUAUGGAGCAUCCUUCCUGGUAAUGCGUUCUCCGACAACCUUAUAUAUUUCAUGUCAUGGCAGCCUUACCCAUCACAACUUCGGAUUUUGUCCAGCUCAAGAGGCGCAUCUUAUCUUCACUUUUUCCCAUCCUGUACAAGCUCAGCUUCGGCUUUUUUCGACCCCAGAGCUACUGAUAAGCACCUUUUCCUUUGCUCGCAUUUUCAACUGCGCCCUGUCCCUUGAUUCCUCUCCAAGCAUCCAUUCCUGCGGCCUUUCAAGACUGACCUGUUCAAGCGACAAUGGAUGACUCUCAUAGUCGAGCGUCAGAACUCGCGCUACCUCCCGUAGCUGGGUCCAACUUCUCUGUAUGCCAAAAUAAUCCCAGUCGCUGUCGGCGAUACAGUACCCAAGCAUGGGAUGCCAUGAAACCCCUCAUUAAGAAGUUCUAUAUCGAUGACAAUAAGUCGCUGCGCCAGCUUAUGGAAAUGCUCUCAAAGGAGCACGAUUUCCAUCCUACGUCUAAAAUGUUUAAAGACAAAUUCAAACUGUGGAAUUUUGCUAAAAAUCUCACCAUCAAGACUGCAUGCCCCCUCCUUGAUCAGAAAACGAUAUCGGAUGCGACGGGGCGCCCAACAAUUUUGGGUCCUCAUGGAAGGCCUGUAGACGAGCGACGACUCAAAAAAUAUCUCAGGAGGAAAGCAUGGGCUCCUCUCAAUCCCAUAUCACCAAUGCAGAAUCUGUCCACCUCUGGCGAUAGCACGUCUACCACACCUACGUCACCCAGCGAGCUUUUGGAUGUUUCAGACACAUAUCCAGACCCCCAUAAUAUGCUGCCUGACGGUGGCUCCUAUGAGCAGGACUGCCCUUAUCGACCGUGGGCGAAGAAGUUUCGCUUUUCUGAGACAUAUCCUGAGUAGCCUGCCCUUACAGAAGUACUAUGUAUACUUGGC